GUAUGCUCAGACUUGCACGGUUGUACUGCGUAGGUUUUACAAAGUAAGCAAUAUGUGUUAAAGAUUGCAAGUUUAUAAAUAACGCUACCUGGAGUGAGGUGAAGCGGAUUGCGCGAAUAUCUUGUCUGAAUGCGCCGCAUGGCGUCCGGCCCGCUCGUGAAUGCAUUGUUUGCAGUUUAUUGACUGGGAACAAUGAGCUCUCCGUACGCAAAUCGUGUGGUCCAAUAAGAGCUAACGCGUCGGUUUGGCAUGCCAACGUUUCUAAAAGCCUCGCUCAACGCACCACACUCGUUCAGUAGCUCACGAUCACUCGAGCUAAAGGGCGACCGCUGGUAGAAGCUUUUCUUGGCCGAAUUGAUUUUUACAGCAUUCUUCCGUACUCAUCGCAAUCGAUCGAAGAAGCAAAGCCGGGCAGCCUGUGUGCCGUUUGAUCUCGCUUAAAGAUGGAUAGAGAUAUAACUACUUACGGCGCAUACAUCCAUACAUCCUCAAGCUCCAUCACAACCCCUACAUCACAGUUUGAAGGCAUUAACAACUAUCAAUCGGCACCUCCGUUGCGGCAUCUUCCAAUCCCGCCCGAGCACAGUCUGCAGUGCAACACGAACACUACUAGCAAUAAUAACGGGACUGUGGUAAACUCUGCCCUAACCUAUAGUCCGAAUGCUACGCAUAACUCGUAUUUCGCCGCGAUUCCCAGUCCGAAUUACCAAGCGCCUUCGCCAGUCAACAGUUACCACAAUCAAAACCUUGAUCCGAUUCCUUUACCGGCCUCGAAUACAACUCAGACUCAAACAUCGAGUAAGAAUGCAAUCCAAACAGCGACGGCUGAGAAGAAGAGGUGGAACACAGCAGAUUUUCGUUGGAUGUUCACGAAAAGAAAUGGUUCCAUAGGUAACGUGAAUUCAAAACCCGCCAAAGCAAGCGAACCAACGGAAACUAAAGAGGAUCCAGACAGCCACAAACGGCGUUUUACCUUCACGCAGAAGCAAUUGGUCGAACUUGAGAAAGAGUUCCACUUUAACAAGUACCUGACGAGGGCACGGAGGCUGGAAAUUUCCAACGAUCUUAAGUUAACUGAAAAUCAGAUUAAGAUUUGGUUUCAGAACCGACGCAUGAAAUGGAAGCGAGGCAUGAAAGAGAGCAUUCAGAAGACGAAGACGGGAAAAUAUCACAAACAAAUCACGGCAAACUUACAGGACUCCAUCGUUAUGAAACGUCACGUUUCUAAUGACAUUGCUAUGUUCCAACAGCACUCGAACUGUCGUUCAAAUUUCAUGCCUUAUUGAGUCGAGAUCAAACGAUAAAUUGAAUUGACUUGCAUGUACAUUCCUAUCUCCUAUUAUAAUUUAGAUUGUC
Dendronephthya gigantea is the source of this 1356-nucleotide messenger RNA. RefSeq names its product homeobox protein Hox-A7-like. Gene Ontology annotation, biological process: regulation of transcription by RNA polymerase II. The coding region runs from base 444 to 1286 and encodes 280 amino acids. Gene Ontology annotation, cellular component: nucleus. Gene Ontology annotation, molecular function: RNA polymerase II cis-regulatory region sequence-specific DNA binding; DNA-binding transcription factor activity, RNA polymerase II-specific. The transcript has 2 exons. NCBI's taxonomy places the organism in Eukaryota, Metazoa, Cnidaria, Anthozoa, Malacalcyonacea, Nephtheidae. The record is from RefSeq and is a predicted model, not a curated record.